Suncus etruscus (white-toothed pygmy shrew) is the source of this 2213-nucleotide messenger RNA. RefSeq names its product bromodomain containing 9 (gene BRD9). The transcript has 16 exons. Lineage: Eukaryota; Metazoa; Chordata; Mammalia; Eulipotyphla; Soricidae. Gene Ontology annotation, biological process: regulation of transcription by RNA polymerase II. The record is from RefSeq and is a predicted model, not a curated record. Gene Ontology annotation, cellular component: nucleus. Bases 66 to 1916 code for a protein of 616 amino acids.
GCGCGCAGCGCCCUCGGCGGCAAAGCGGGCGCGGGAGGCGGCGGCGACGGGGACCUGGUCACACCAUGGGCAAGAAGCACAAGAAGCACAAGGCCGAGUGGCGCUCGUCCUACGACGACUACCCAGACAAGCCUCUGGAGAAGCCGCUGAAGCUGGUGCUGAAGGUAGGGGGCAGUGAGGUGACGGAGCUGUCGGGCUCUGGCCAUGACUCCAGCUACUACGACGACCGGUCCGACCAUGAGCGCGAGAGGCACCGGGAGAAGAAGAAGAAGAAGAAAAAGAAAGCGGAGAAGGAAAAGCACCUGGACGACGAGGAGCGAAGGAAGCGCAAGGAGGAGCGGAAGCGGAAGCGUGAGAAGGAGCAUGGGGACUCGGAGGCGGAGGCCGAUGUCUUCGAGCCGGGCAAGAAGGUGGAGGUGGAGCCGCCCCCCGACAGGCCUGUCCGAGCCUGCCGGACGCAGCCAGCUGAGAACGAGAGCUCACCCAUUCAGCGGUUGCUGGAGCACUUCCUGCGCCAGCUGCAGAGGAAAGACCCACACGGCUUCUUCGCCUUCCCGGUCACGGAUGCCAUUGCUCCCGGGUACUCGAUGAUUAUUAAGCAUCCAAUGGAUUUUGGCACCAUGAAAGAAAAGAUUGUCUCGAAUGAGUACAAGUCAAUCACCGAGUUCAAGGCCGACUUCAAGCUCAUGUGUGACAAUGCCAUGACGUACAACAGGCCAGACACUGUGUACUACAAAUUAGCCAAGAAGAUUCUGCACGCCGGCUUCAAGAUGAUGAGCAGAGAGCGGCUGUUAGCUUUGAAGCGCAGCAUGUCGUUCAUGCAGGCCAUGGAUUUCUCUCAGCAGGCAGCGCUUCUGGGCAGCGAGGACACGGCUGUGGAGGGGCCUGUGCCCGAAGUGGUCCCCGUGCAAGUAGAAGCUGCCAAGAAAUCCAAAAGGCCGAGUAGAGAAGUGAUCAGCUGCAUGUUCGAGCCUGAGGGCAGUGCCUGCAGCCUGACCGACAGCACCGCUGAGGAGCACGUGCUGGCACUGGCAGAGCACGCGGCUGAUGAAGCCCGCGACAGGGUCCACCGCUUCCUUCCGGGAGGCAAGAUGGGCUACCUGAGGCGCGCUGGAGACGGCAACCUGGUCUAUAGUGUGGUCAAUGCGGCCCAGCCCGACGCAGACGAGGAAGAGACGCACCCUGUGGACCUGAGCUCACUGUCCAGCAAGCUGCUACCUGGCCUCACCACGCUGGGCUUCAAGGAUGAGCGGCGGAGCAAAGUCACCUUCCUGUCCAGCACCAGCUCUGCACUCUCCAUGCACAACAACUCUGUGUUCGGCGACCUCAAGUCAGAGGAGACAGAACUGCUCUACUCGGCCUACGGUGACGAGACGGGUGUGCAGUGUGCACUGAGUCUGCAGGAAUUCGUCAAAGAUGCUGGGAGCUACAGCAAGAAGCUGGUAGAUGACCUCCUGGACCAGAUCACGGGCGGGGACCACUCGAGGAUGCUCUUUCAACUGAGGCAGAGGAGAAGCAUCCCCAUGAAGCCCCCGGAUGAUGUCAAGCCUGGUGACACCCUGGGAGACGGUGGCUCCGUCUUGGAUUUUGUGUCAGUGAAGCCGUACCCUGACGUCUCCCUAGACAUGACUAUGCUGGGCACCCUGGGGAAGGUGAAGAAGGAGCUGGAGCCAGAGGAUGGACCGCUGCCCCUGGACGAAACAGCCAAGCUGCUUCAGGAGCUGCAAGAGGCGCAAGCGGAGCGUGGAGGCUCACGGCCCUCGUCCAACCUCAGCUCACUGUCCAACACUUCCGAGCGUGAGCACCAUGGACUGGGGAGCCCAUCACGCCUCAGUGUCGGGGAGCAGCCAGAGGUGGCCCACGACCCGUACGAGUUCCUCCAGUCUCCAGAGCCUGCUCCCUCCGCCAAAAGCUGACCACGUGGCCAGGCAGUACCUUAUGAGUCUCACACGUAGCAUUCUCACCAGCACAGCUGUGUGUCCCUGGGCCUGGAAUGUGGGGGAGCAGCCUGGGGUGCAGGCACAUCCCGUUUGCACAGCUGUCCCACGUGCAGGCUGGGUGGGGCUGGGGCUGGCAAUGGGUAUGGUCACCCGUCCCCGGGUGCUGUGUCACUAGGGCUGUGUGGGGUUGGGGUAUGGGCUCAUUCCCCGGUCCACCCUGGUGCCUCUCGGUUUUUGCCGAACCCCCAGGUGCAAUAAAGAGGCUGAGCCUUG